CAACAUGGCCUGACAUUAUUUAGUUUUCUUUUUUACUUUUUUUAUUAUAGCUUGACAUUGCAUUUAUUCGUCACCCCUGCUCUCCCAUACAUUUUUCAUUUUUACAACGAGCAACUCAAAAUACAAGGAUGUGUCCAGUUUCACUACAGCUCUCUGCAUUUACAAGUGUCGAGCGCUGGCUUUCGGAACGCCCUUCUGAUUGGCUGAGCCAAUGUCAGUGACAUCAACCAACUUACUUUUGAUUGGAAGCCUGGUUGCUGGGACUGUAGCGUUUGCAGGAAGUCACUUAACUGUUUGCGAGCUGGAAAACCGAACCAGAAGUUAUCUUUUGUAAUAAGAAGCAGCGCAGCAGACUAGGAAGGUGUAUCCCACAGCUCCGCAAGCUGGAACGGAGCCAGGAGGCCCGGACCAGCUACCAGACCGAGAGGCACUUUGGAAGAUGUACGGUUACUCCUUUCCAGCCUCCGGGCUGUUACCCUUUUAAAUGUAAGCGUUCGUGGCUGUAGGGGUAGCACGAGGCACCGAAACGGAACAGUCGGAUUGGCCGCACGCCCCAGUUCUAGACGCACCUCUCCACCGAAAGGCCGUUCUGACUGGCAGGGGGAGAAAGUAAACAGAGUUGAAUCACCCUCCCCACUGGCCAAUUGGAGGGGGUUUGGAGUGUGACGUGAUGGGAUUCUGCGAAAUUGUUACUGAGCAAGAGAAUGCCGGAACGGUGCGGACCGGCGAGAGCAGGGGCUCAGAAUCCGUCAGUGGGCUGGGGGAAAAGUGUCUCUUAGACGUGGCGGUUGGUCCAGCCCUUGCCACCCGUGUUAGGGUGGUCGGGUGAAUGUCUUGGGUCUUCGGCUAGACGGAGAGGCUGCCGAGGGCGUGUACCUCUCUUGCAGUUUCCUCUCCCAGCGCCUCGGGGGCGUAUUCAGUCGAAUAAACUUGCGACCGCCACGUGUGGCAUCUAUCCAAGGAAGCCGGCUCGGGGCGACGGGCGCGCCCGUCGUAGGGACCGCGCCGGGCGCGGGGCACUGGCGGCAGCGAGAGGCGGCAGCGCGAGGCGGCAGCGCGGCGAAGCCCGGGGCCGUGGUUGCUGCGUGCGGAGGCGCUGCUGGUUACGUAAAGAUGAGGGGCUGAGGUCGCCUCCGCGCUCCUGAGAGUCGGAAGCGCCCGCGCCCCCGCCCCCUUGGCCGCCGCGCCGCGCCGCUCGUCCGAGGCCAGGGUAGGGCGAGCCGAACCUCCGCAGCCACCGCCAAGUUUGGCCGCGCCGCCGGGGCUGCUGUCGCCCGCACCAUGUCCGCGGCCGCCUACAUGGAUUUCGUGGCUGCCCAGUGUCUGGUUUCCAUUUCGAACCGCGCUGCGGUGCCGGAGCAUGGGGGCGCUCCGGACGCCGAGCGGCUACGACUACCUGAGCGCGAGGUGACCAAGGAGCACGGUGACCCGGGGGACACCUGGAAGGAUUACUGCACGCUGGUCACCAUCGCCAAGAGCUUGUUGGACCUGAACAAGUACCGACCCAUCCAGAACCCCUCGGUGUGCAGCGACAGUCUGGAGAGUCCGGAUGAGGAUAUGGGAUCCGACAGCGACGUGACCACCGAAUCUGGGUCGAGUCCUUCCCACAGCCCGGAGGAGAGACAGGAUCCUGGCAGCGCGCCCAGCCCGCUCUCCCUCCUCCACCCUGGAGUGGCUGCGAAGGAGAAACACGCCUCCGAAAAGAGGCACAAGUGCCCCUACAGUGGCUGUGGGAAAGUCUAUGGAAAAUCCUCCCAUCUCAAAGCCCAUUACAGAGUGCAUACAGGUGAACGGCCCUUUCCCUGUACGUGGCCAGACUGCCUUAAAAAGUUCUCCCGCUCAGACGAGCUGACCCGUCACUACCGGACCCACACUGGGGAAAAGCAGUUCCGUUGUCCGCUCUGUGAGAAGCGCUUCAUGAGGAGUGACCACCUCACAAAGCACGCCCGGCGUCACACCGAGUUCCACCCCAGUAUGAUCAAGCGAUCCAAAAAGGCACCGGCCAACCCUUUGUGAGGUGCUACCCACGGAAGCCAGGGAGGGACGGACCCCGGAAAGACAAAACUACUCCCAGCAAACAGACAGACAUGUGGAAACUGAGCCCCAGAAGAGGCACGCUGCCAGCACCGGAAGUCAGUUUUUUUGGUCAAUAUUCUAAUUUUCCUCUCCCUGCAUUGUUUUUAAAAAGCACAUUGUAGCCUGAGAUCAAAGUCCACAUUUGGUCCCCUUGUAGAGGCAACCAUGAACUUUGACUUUUGGAGGGAAGGCAAAUGCUGUUGUUUUUUUUUUCUCCUUUAUUAUUAUUAUUUUUUUUGGUGGGGGUGGGGUGGGUAAUGGGUGGGGAUAAGGGGCUAAGCCAAGACUGGGGUAGAAUUUUAAAGAUUCAACACUGGUGUACAUAUGUCUGACUGGGUGAGUUGACCUGUGGGGUCACACAGUCAUUCUGGGCCCUUUCUGCUUGCUGUCUCUCAGAAUUGUUUUCGUACCUUUUAAUGUAAUGACGAGUGUGCUUUGGUUUCUUUAGCAAAACCACUCUUUUGAAUCACGUCAACUUGUGAAAUUAAAAAAACAAAACACAACACGCCAUAGCACAGCUGUCUUUAUGCAAGCAAGAGCACACCUACUCCAGCAUGAUCUGUCAUCUAAAGACUUGAAAACACAAAAAGUUACUUAUAGUCAAUGGAUAAGCAGUCUGAAUUUAUACUAAUCAAGACAAACCUGUGAAAGGUUACACUAAGUACAGAACUUUUAAACCUUGCUUUGUAUGAAUUGUACUUUUUGAACAUAAGCUGCACUUUUAUUUUCCAAUGCAGAGGAUUAAUAAGUUAAAUACAUGCUUUAAGGAUAGAAGCAGACGUUCUGUUUGGAACCACGUUAUAAUCGGCUUAUUUUACAGUAUACACAUUUCCCUAAGAAAUCAUGGCAGAGAUGUAAGGGCAGUAUAUAUACAAUAGAUGCUGAAGGAGAAGGAGGGUAGUUUUUCUUUGUUUUGUUUUUUGUUGUUAUUGUUCUCUAAUUUAAAAAAACAAACAGAAUUUUAACUCUCUUAACUUUUCCAAAUUUUCUGAUCUUUUUAGUUAACGUCACCUUAUUGUACUAUAAUGCCACAGAGGGAGAGGGCUUUGACUCUGUUGGGUUUUAUUUGAAUGGGUGCAUAACAGUAACUAGCUCUGGAAACACCUGUUUUUUUUGCGGGGGGCGGGGUAAGAAAGGGAAGGCUUGUUGGUCUCCUUUCCAUGUUCCUACAAAACUCCCACCAGCAGGUGUGAGAGUUAUGUAAAAGAAAAAUAUACCCCUAUGAGUAGUGAGUGCCAAGGGAAAAUACCACGAUGAUUUCAGAGGAGACCGCAAACUCAUCCCUUUUGGAGAACGAAGGCACGUGGAAUACGUACAAAUGAAAAUACAUCACUGUAUCUUUUACAUCAGAAGCCUCACCACUAUAUAUCUUGUAUCCAGGUGUCUACAAUGGCCUAAACCACUACAUCCAUAAUAUGCCAUUUACCUGAAAACUUAAUUUUGGCCUUUACGUGGUCAAAAAAAUGAACUGAGUUUUCAUAGUUAAGACGUAACCUCACAUAGGGGAGUCAGCAGUGAUCGUGGGGGAAAUGUUUACAUUUUUUUUCUUCGGAAAUAAUGCUUUCUGACAAUUUUGUCUGAUAGUUAAAACAGGGAGCUCUGGUGCACUCUAGUUUACACAUGUGCUAUAAGAUGUGUGGUGUAAGGCCAGGGUGCCCUCCCUAUCAGUGAACUCGUUAUUUCACCUGAUACAUACUUAUUUCCAGUUCAGAACCAGUGUGGGCUCCUGCAGCAGGCAUGGGUCACAGCUGACUCCUACUCCCAAUACAAUAGCCAUCACUAGCACGGUGUUUUUUGUUUUUUUGGGGUUUUUUUGUUUGUUUGUUUAACCAACAUAGUUGUAUUAGUAGUUCUAUAAAGAGAACUGCUUUUAACAUUAGGGACUGAGAGCAGUCCAUGGGAUAAAAAGGAAAGUGUUUUCUCACGGGAAAACAUGUCAGGAAAAAUAAAGAACACUUUCUACCUCUGUUUCAGAUUUUUGAAACGCUUAUUUUAAACCAAAUUUUAAUUUCUGUGUCCAAAAUAAGUUUUAAGGACAUCUGUUCUUCCAUAUGAAAUAGGUUAGGCUGCCUAUUUCUUACUGAACUCAUGGAAUGGUUCUGCUUGUGAUCCUCUGCACGCUGCCUUUUAGUGAGUGAAGAGUUUGGGGUUGCCUAGCAACUCACUAACUUGUACAAACUCAUCUUUCCCUCACAGAAAGAAACGAAGGAAAACCAAGCAAAGUCAGUGAAAGACAAUCUUUGUAGUUUCAGGAGUAAAUCUGUACGUGGCUUGUGUCCAGCACUUAGAUGGAUGUAAAUGCAGCAACUUGUUUUAAAAAGAAAAAAAAAAUGCACAAUUUACUUCCCAAAAAAAGUUGCUACUUGCCUUUUCAAGUUGUUGACGAACACACAUUUGAUAUUCUCUCAUAUGUUAUAGUAAUGUAACGUAUAAACUCAAGGCUUUUUAUUCUUUGUGAUAAAUCCUGUUUUAAAAUGUCACAAAACAGGAACCAGCAUUCUAAUUAGAUUUACUAUAUCAAAUAUGGUUCAACGAGGACUACUAGAGUUCAUUGAACACUAAAACUAUGAAACAAUUACUUUUUAUAUUAAAAAGACCAUGGAUUUAACUUAUAAAAAUCCAAAUGCAGGAUAGUAAUUUUUGUUUACUUUUUUAACCAAACUGAAUUUUUUGAAAGACUAUUGCAGGUGUUUAAAAAGAAAGAAAAGUUGUUUUAUCUAAUACUGUAAGUAGUUGUCAUAUUCUGGAAAAUUUAAUAGUUUUAGAGUUAAGAUAACUCCUCUCCUUGGUUAGGGAAGAAGAAAGCCCUUCACCACUGUGGAAUGAUGCCCUGGCUUUAAGGUCUAUCUCUACAUCAUGCUUCUUUUGAGAUUUCUAUUUGGUAGUUAUAAUUACAGAAACUGAUUAGUGGUAAGUUUGCAGAUAGAUUUAGCACAGUAAUCAUCACUCUGGAUAGACUGCGAUGUUCUUUCACAACAGAUGAUCUGUAACACUGUAAGAUACUGAUCUUUACAACUGUUUAAUCAGUUUUAUUUUUGUGCAGUAUUAGUGACCUAAGUUAUUUUGCUGUCCCGUUUUUGUAAAUCAAAUGAAAUUAUAAUAGAGGAUUCUGACAGUAGGUAUUUUGUACAUAUGUAUAUAUGUUGUCCAAAUAAAAAUAAUAAAUGAUACAAGAUUUAA
Messenger RNA from Rhinolophus ferrumequinum (greater horseshoe bat), 5256 nucleotides. RefSeq names its product KLF transcription factor 9 (gene KLF9). The record is from RefSeq and is a predicted model, not a curated record. Bases 1282 to 2016 code for a protein of 244 amino acids. Gene Ontology annotation, biological process: regulation of transcription by RNA polymerase II. Lineage: Eukaryota; Metazoa; Chordata; Mammalia; Chiroptera; Rhinolophidae. The transcript is spliced from 2 exons. Gene Ontology annotation, molecular function: RNA polymerase II cis-regulatory region sequence-specific DNA binding; DNA-binding transcription factor activity, RNA polymerase II-specific.